Molecule: messenger RNA, 933 nt
Organism: Penicillium brevicompactum
Lineage: Eukaryota; Fungi; Ascomycota; Eurotiomycetes; Eurotiales; Aspergillaceae
Product: bifunctional triacylglycerol lipase/ester hydrolase
Exons: 4
Coding region: 1-933 (310 amino acids)
Biological process (GO): lipid storage
Cellular component (GO): lipid droplet
Molecular function (GO): lipase activity
Source: RefSeq, a predicted model, not a curated record
AUGUCAGACCCAAUGUCCCAAAUAACCCCAAACACCUUCUCCACAACUACAGGGCCCUCCCCCAAAACAACAAUCUUCUUCAUCUCCGGAAACCCCGGUCUGAUCAGCUACUAUCACCCCUUCCUCUCCCUCCUCGCCAAAUAUCUCACAAAUGAGACCUCAUUCCGUAUCCACGGAAGUUCCCUCGGCGGCUUCGAGAUCGGCCAAGAAUCACCAAAAGACCUCGAUCUCGAAGACCAGAUCCAAUUCGUCCAGGGUAACCUGAACACCCUGAUGAGCAAUGAUGUCCAGUCCAACGACAACGCCAGACAAAAAGUCAUUCUGAUCGGCCACUCCGUCGGCGCAUACAUGGCCAUGGAAAUUCUAAAUAGACACCGCGACCAAUCAUUCGAUAUUAUUGGUGGUAUCAUGCUCUUCCCGACAUUAAUGGAUAUCGCUGCUUCGCCCUCCGGCCAGAAACUAUCGACUUUGCUAUCCAUAAUACCACGUCUGGCACUGGUUGUCAGUCUCUUUGCAAGACUUCUCACAUUCAUACUCCCAGUCUCGGUUCUCAGGGCCGUCGUUCGGGUCGUGAUGAAUGAUCCGCCGUCUCAUGCUCUAGACACUACGUGCUCGUUCCUGCGGAGUCGGGGUGGUGUGCGACAGGCUUUACAUAUGGCUGCUGAUGAAAUGCGUACUAUCACCUCUGACAAAUGGGGUGAUGAUAUUUGGGGUGCACACGAACCUGUUGCGAAGUUGUUCUUUUACUUUGGUCGGAAUGAUCAUUGGGUGGCGGAGAAGACGAGGGAUGAGAUUGUUAAGAGGGGGGAGAAGGGGGGUCCUACGAUGGUUGUUUGUGAAGAGGGAUUGCCGCAUGCGUUUUGUUUGAAACAUAGUGAUACGAUGGCGAGGAAGGUCGCUGCUAUGGUUGGGGAGGUUGUUGGUGUACAAUAG